Messenger RNA from Branchiostoma belcheri (Belcher's lancelet), 5668 nucleotides. Its product is annotated as semaphorin-1A-like. The record is from RefSeq and is a predicted model, not a curated record. Gene Ontology annotation, biological process: semaphorin-plexin signaling pathway; positive regulation of cell migration; negative regulation of axon extension involved in axon guidance. Lineage: Eukaryota; Metazoa; Chordata; Leptocardii; Amphioxiformes; Branchiostomatidae. Gene Ontology annotation, molecular function: semaphorin receptor binding; chemorepellent activity. The transcript has 20 exons. Bases 578 to 3295 code for a protein of 905 amino acids.
ACGUAAACAAUCCUCUGAAUGUGGUUUUCACGCCGAUUGAAUCUUUGCAAACCUCGGCGCAGCUUCAACUAUCUUCGCCCGAAACUGCCAGGAUCUUUAAGGAUUCUUUCCGAAAGGAGCCUUUCCCAGGCUCUGUAGGACCAUCAUCUGUCUGGGCUGGGUGAGAAAUCUGGGUGACGUUUGUAUUCAGUCCAUGGUUGUGCCUCUGGAACAAAAGGUGGUUGUGAAGACGUUAGGUCGGCUGCUGGACAUCUCCCACCCGAUCUGUGUGAAGCAGUGGUGAAACGACUCUCCAGUGCCGACGCAGGCUGGGACUGGCAGCAUGAGGAGAUCCUAACAACUCCUACAGAUAUCCAAAGACGACCUCCUGAGCUGUAAGGAGGAGAUCUUGGGGUGUAUAUAUAGGUGUGCAGAUUUCACAGGACCCUGUAUUGACGUGUAACCUGUGAACGACGACAAGGCACCGCAGUGCUUGGAAUACUGGACUUUUACUGUAGCGAACACCAGCGGAACUGUUCCCAGCAAACAGCGACUGAACCGUAGCAGAUCUGUAGCAAUACUCAAUCAGAGACUGAUAAUGUAUCCAACACAGCUUGCCAGAAGACUCUCUGCUCUGACUGGAGCUUUAUUAGUGCUACUAACGAACCUGAGCUCAUUAUGUGGAGGUUUCCCGGAGGACCUGUACCCACUACACCAAAUCCCAUACUCUGAAGGAUCCCCUGAAUACGAGGUGUUCUGCGGACAUCGGCAUUCGGACGAGUAUUCUAACUGUUCGCACAACUACGAGUUCCAGCUGCUGCGGGAGAUCACGUACGAAGGGAAAAACCACCUCCUGCUCGGCGCAAAAAACCAUGUCUUCCUGGUGGAUGUUGAUGACUUCCAGAUAUUCAGAUCGAAGAUUGAGUGGAAGUCCACGGAGGAUGACCAGGGCAUGUGCCAGAUGAAGGGACUGAUGAAGCAUGAGUGUCACAACUUUAUCCGCGUUCUGGAGCUGAGAAACGACUCCACGCUGUUCGUCUGUGGAACCAACGCGUACGACCCUAAAUGCCGAGACUAUCCGCUGGAAGUGUUUUCAGAGCGUGCAUACAAUGGCGGCGCCCCCACCAUGUCUGGCAUCGCGAAAUGUCCGUUUGAUCCAAGCCAUAAAAACACUGCUGUCUUUGCAGAUGGUAAACUGUACUCGGCAACAGUUGCAGACUUCACAGCGAGGGAUACAGUUAUCUACCGGAGUCUGGGGUACGUGGAACCCUACGACCCCACCCUCAAGACUGAGCAGUAUGACUCCAAAUGGUUGAACGAGCCCAGCUUCAUCAAAUCCUUCGAACACGGCAACAAAGUCUUCUUCUUCUUCAAGGAAACUGCAGUGGAGUACAUCAACUGUGGCAAGACGAUCUACUCGCGUGUGGCCCGGGUGUGUAAGGAUGACCAGGGUGGCCAGCGCGUGCUGCAGAAUCGCUGGACGACCUAUAUGAAGGCGAGGCUGAACUGCUCUGUCCCUGGGGAGUACCCGUUCUACUUCGAUGAGAUUCAGGCCAUGACUGACCUGAUACAGGUCGGGGACAGCUACCGCAUGUAUGCAGUCUUCACCACACCACAGAACAGCAUUUCAGGUUCGGCCGUAUGUGCGUUUGACAUGGAGAACAUCACAGAGGCAUUCGACGGGAAAUACAAGGAGCAGGAGACAACGCAGUCAACAUGGCUGCCCGUCCCGCCCAACCGCGUGCCCAGCCCGCGCCCAGGGAACUGCGUCAACAACUCCAAACUGGUGCCCGACACGACCCUGAACUUCAUGAAGACCCACCCGCUCAUGGACAGUGCUGUGGGUGCGUGGGGCGGUGAGCCGCUCUUCAUCAAGACUGGGUCAGCGCGGUUCACAUCCAUCACUGUGGAUACAGAGGCAGGGAUCGGUAACCACCUGGUGAUGUUCAUAGGCACCAACACAGGGAAGGUUCUGAAGAUCCUGUACGUUGAUGGGAAGCAGGUUUUCCUUGAGGAGAUUGAUGUAAUGGACCAGGACACUCCUGAGGGGGAACGCUCCAUCUUAAACCUGCGCCUCGUCCAGAAGACACCUCGUGAAAAGGUCCUAGUCGCUGUGACCCAGCGCAAGGUCAUGCAGGUGCCACUAGCGCGCUGCCAGCGCUACAGCUCCUGCAGGUCAUGUGUGAAGGCUCAGGACCCAUAUUGUGGGUGGAGCGGUGACAACAAUGACUGUCGGGAGGCGGUUUCGAGCAACACCCUCCAAGAUGUUAUUAACGGAGACCAUACCAGCUUCAGUGGGUACACCUGUUCAGGCUUCAGUGACUAUGGAGAUACGAGUCCCCAGUCUACGCAGACUCCGUGUGAGUGCCGAUCUCCGGGCCCCCCGACCACACCCCAGGCCACCCUCCGCACCACCGGCCCUGGGGAGACCACCUCCCCCACCACGUCGCCUGUACCACUCCCCAGUCAGACGGACCCCCCCGGGGUCCAGCUGGGAGAGCCGCCCGAAAUGCCCCUGGGCAAAGUCGAGCAGACAGUGGUCAAGCCGCCCCCUGACUUGCAUGUGUCGUCCCAGGUUGGUUCUUACCCCGGCGGUUCCCCCACCACCCUCGCCCUGGCCAUCGUGUUUUCCGUGAUCGGCGGAGUGAUACUCGGCGUGCUGGUGACAUACUGCGUGGUGUGCCGACAGGGAGGGAAGGAUUCCCACGAGAGCCGCACGGUGGUAGAGGUUCCCGCGUCUCCUCCGCGCGAGAAGAAUGAGUUCCAGAAGAACGGCUCGCUGAACAACCUGGCUGACACCUGCAACUACAUCAACAACACCAAGAAGCAGGACAACUACAAGGUACGCAACGAGAACUUCAACCACAACCAGAACGCCAACGGGUCACCUUCCUCCGUCCCAAACGGCACAAUUCCGAAUGGUUCCCCCGGGCAGAUGGCCUCCAUGCACGUGAAAGACUCGGACAUCCGCAGAGAGAGUCUGAUUGACCGCGAGCGGAUGAGUGGGUACACCACACUGGAUCGGGACAUGACCACCUCCAGGAAGCUGCCGGGCGUCCCCUCUGACACGUCACCGAAACACCGCUACUCCAGGGCACACGGCCCUAUCAACCCUAACGAGUACGACAUGGGCGAGUUCAUCACCCCUCCGAAAGUGCCCAGCAAACAGACUCUGCCCCCCAGGGUGCCGCCCAAGGCCGGGACACUCGGGAGGGAUGGCAGGCCCAAGCCCAUGGGCCCCAAGCCAGUCCCUCCUCCCAAACCUCCCCAGUUACGGAUGCAACAGCACCAUCAUCACAGACACGCAGACUCGUAGGGGGGUGGACAGGGGGGGGGUGAAUGGACAGAUUGGACUUGUUUUUACAGAAAAAAAUGAAAUGAGGAAGAAAAAAAGAUGGACUGACGUAGAGUUGAACUCGGAGGUGUACAGGAUGGACUGCAGGAUGGACUGCAGACCACACGCGUGUGUAUGUGUGUGAGAGACGUUCCCGAGCGGACACAAUAUGGGGCUGCGAGACAGCACCCCAGGAUUGCAAGUAGCUCAAAUCACUGGCUGGGUCAGGGUUUGUGUAGGGCCAUGGUUUUUCUUUGUCGUCUGCUCCACUUAGACAAAGUUCUGCUGCACAUCGACAUCCGCCAUGCCCAAUGUGCCGUCAGCAAAGUGACCAGUUUGACUCACUGUGACGUCAUCUGCCAGAGGGUUAACGCAUGUUGCACUACAGACAUAGGCAACAUGGUUGCCAAGGUUGACAGACACAGUUCGGGCAGGCCCAACCUUUCUGUAUUACCAAUAAGUAUACAUGUAGAUGAAUCUCCCUUCAGCCGUCGAUGUGGACUGAACUCGGUGUCUAAGUGGAGCCAUUGGCCAGCUGUGACUGCACACUGCCGUCUUUUUUCCAGUUAUGGUUGUGCGACAUCAUGACACCAUUUCAUAUCCAUGUAUGGAGAUGGGCCGAUGUACUAACAUGCCUGCCACGGCACUUAAAUGUUGUACAGUCAUUGAAAUGUGUAUGUAUAUACUUAUAUAAUUUUAUCACAUCUUUGCUAUUAUGUCACAUUUUAAUGUUUCUUUCCAAUGUAAAUAUUAUGGCUUUAGUUUUGUACCUAGCAAUGCAAGUGCCUCAGACUCUGAGGGUCAGAACCCGUAUUGUAACACACCGUUUGGUUUGGGUUGAAUGUGACGUUUUUCUGUUCCUCAGGAGAGAAGUUAAACUUCAUAUCCUCCUGCUGCCCAGGAAAAAGGGACCCCGUAGUCUGGUGUUAGAUUGACACCCAGAAAACACACCUGAUUUUGGGACCAUAGUUUAUCUGAAUAUUUUAUGGAGUGCUCUCUUUCCUAUUCCUACAGACAAAAGUCUGUUUUCCUCAUUUCAUAGAGAGCAAAAAUGGGGAACAAAAACAACAGCCAAUUUGGUCUGACUGGUCUGGUGAUAGCUUCUUAGGUUGUUUUUGAAUUAACCCCAAAUAUGGUAUUUCUGACUACUUCCCAUAUGGGUAGAACUAUCAGUGAUAUUUCCAACACAAGUAAGACUAGUUACUAAUCAUGGAAGUUCUGCAUGUCCACCAGCAAGAAAGUAACAUGUGUUUCUGAGUUUGUACCAUGACCGUCCUUCCUCCAACAUGACAUCCUGUCGACUGUGUUCGACACCGACAUUCUUGUUGCUGACACCUUUGUUGCCAGUGACGACUGUACAUAGCAAAUGCAUUUUUGUUGUUUCCCGCCAUUGUUGCCAAGGUCUGUCAUUUGAGCCACGCUUGCACGUGUGGGAGUGAAGUGUGAUGAUUUUUCUGGCCCGUAAAAGUAAGUAGAAUUCUCCAUUAGACCAGCUCAGUAAGGGAGAGACAGACUGACAGUUCCAAACCUCUUACAGGGACAAACAUUUGUAUCACGUACAUGUAACAAAGAAUGCUACAGACUUGUGUGUGUCAUUUCUCUUACUACACAAUUGGGCAAUUGUUCCCUCCUGAACAAGGUUGUCCCCAGGUUGUCCUGAUGGUUGCACCACCAAUUACAGACUGGAUUGUCUACCAAGUGGUGAAAAGGUUUUUGCUAUUUCUAGGUUGAAAAUAUGAAAAUAACGUCUUUUAGACAACCAGAAGACAGCUUUGCUUCUGGGGUGAAGCUACCCCUGGGGACAACCAACCCCACCCCUGGGGUACAACCCUGCUGCUGAAACAUGUCAGAAAACUGAACUCUAGUUACAGAUAUCUCAGCUGAUAGUGACUCCAGGAGGUCUAGACACGUGUGUAUGUGGGAAUUAUUUCUAGCUGCGGGACAAACCAUCAGUCUAGGGGUGUAUCUAACAAUGGAAAUACUGUAUUUAAUAAGAUAUCGUCCCUAAUGAAAUGUAUAAUUAGAUUGUCAUGAAACAUAGAAAUGCUUCCCUUUUAAGUGAUGGUCUGUCCCGACAUGUUUAUGCCGUGUCUGGUUGUACAAAUCUCGAACUAAUCAGAAGUAUCAGACGAGUUUUAUUUUUGUAUGCGAGCAUCGGAAGGCUAGCUUAGUCCACUAGAAUCACGCUUGUAGGAAUAGAGUCCGUACCGCUGGCUGGCUAAGUUACCUGAAUACUGCCAUGAAAACCGCUGAUGCUGUAGAGCCAUUCACUGCCGUGAAACCAGGCUUUUCACUGCGGUGGAACUAGGCUUGUCUAGCCGUUCUUUUCUGCUAUUAAAAAGUCUGAGUUAAUUA